AUGAGUAUCACAAGGUCGAUUCUCAGGGCUACUGAUGGCAAUUUGCGCACAGAUAACUGGCAGUAUAUUUUGGAUGUGUGUGAUAGGGUCAGGGAGGAUCCCGAAGAUGGGGGCGAGGAGGCUAUUGAAGUGAUAGAGGAGAGGUUGGAGCAAAAGGAUGCAAACGUGAUAUUAAGGACUUUAACGUUGAUUGUUUCUCUAGCGGAGAAUUGUGGAUCACGUCUGAAGCAGCUUAUCAGUUCGAAACAUUUUACUCGGCAGCUGUAUUCACUGAUAGAAAGUAAAUCUAUUCACGUAACGGUGAAACGUGAAACGGCGAAAAUGGUCAAACAGCUUUCUCUUUCUUUUAAGGAUGACCCUUCAUUGCGAUGUAUGGGGGAUUUACUUUCGCGAAUCAGUUCUGUCGCUCCUCAUCUUGUGGAGACUGAACAACCCAAUGUGCCUUCCAAGAAGGAGAUGAGUGCGGAUUCUAAGCAGAAGGAAGAUCAGGAUUUUGAAGAAGCUUUGAAACUGUCAUUAGCUGAGUAUGAACGGCAACAACAACACGAACAACAGCAGCAGCAGCAGCAGCAACGAAAUCAACAACCUGUGGUAGCAGCCAAUAUACAACCAGAGCAGCCUGUACAAACUAUUUCGAAUCAAGGAGAAGCGAAAUCGUCAGCACCAGCUGUCAUCAGAAAAGUGCGCGCGAUGUACGAUCUUUCGAGUGAAGAACCAGAUGAACUGUCCUUUAGGAAAGGUGAUGUUAUAGUUGUUCUUGAACAAGUCUACAGAGAUUGGUGGAGAGGCACAUUAUGUGGAAAGGUAGGGAUCUUUCCACUGAACUACGUUACACCCAUAGAAGAACCAUCCGCUGAAGAGUUGGAAGCAGAGAAGAGGAAAGAAGAUGCUCUAUUUUCUCAAAAGGCUAACAUUGAUCAGCUUUAUUACACUUUAGAAAAUUCCAAAGCCUGUGGAAAUGGUGAUUUAACUCAAAACCCGACAAUCAAUGAUAUGUACGGCUCCAUUACUCCACUGAGACCUCAGGUGGCAAAGACUAUUGGCAAAUAUGCCCGUAAGAGAGAAGAUCUCGCAUCACUACGUCAAGUACUGGCGACUGCAGAGGCUACUUACAAUCAGUUACUCGAUCGCGCUACCAAUGCAUACACAUCACCAGUGCCGCAACAGUAUGCAUCUUUGGCUGGUCGUGGGCCAACGAUGGCACCUUACGGAGGAGAACGGCCGCAAGGCCAGUUUUAUGGCAGAGUGCCAACGCAGCCCGCAACACGACCUGAAUUUGCUCAAUCGAAUUAUGUUCAACCUCAACAAUCUCCAUAUGCUCCUCAGGACCAACAUCGGGGCCAAUAUAUGCAGUAG
Torulaspora delbrueckii is the source of this 1356-nucleotide messenger RNA. RefSeq names its product ESCRT-0 subunit protein HSE1 (gene HSE1). The record is from RefSeq and is a predicted model, not a curated record. Gene Ontology annotation, cellular component: ESCRT-0 complex. The transcript has a single exon. The coding region runs from base 1 to 1356 and encodes 451 amino acids. Gene Ontology annotation, molecular function: phosphatidylinositol binding; ubiquitin binding. Gene Ontology annotation, biological process: protein transport to vacuole involved in ubiquitin-dependent protein catabolic process via the multivesicular body sorting pathway. Lineage: Eukaryota; Fungi; Ascomycota; Saccharomycetes; Saccharomycetales; Saccharomycetaceae.